GAAAAGCGAACUUCAGAAAAGGUGGAUUACGGGAUAUAGUGGGUGGAAGACUGGAAGGGAGGCUAUCUCACGUCGGAAAAUGUCGUCGGAACCCCCGCCUUUCCAGGAAGCAUCCCGCUGCGACGUCUGCAAAUGCAGCUUCAGCGCCUUCCGGAGACGGCAUCAUUGCAGAUGUUGUGGGAGGACUUUUUGUGCUGAACACUCCGCAAGCCAGAUGGCCUUACCACAUUUUGGUAUUCAUACACCGACCAGAGUUUGUGCUGAAUGUUUUAAUGAUGCCCCUAGAUUCGUUGGGACCGAAGCACCAUCUUCAUCAGAUGAAGUCAGUAAUAUUGUGGAUUCAGUUUCAAGAUUAAAUGUUGGUCAAGUUUCAGAUGCUGAAAAUGCUCAGUGCGAAAAGCAAUUUUCCAUGCCAAGCAAAUCAGUGUGCAAAUGCGGAAUGCCUUUAUGCAUUUGUGAAGCGCAAGUGGAAACUGGUUCAGUUAGCUUGCAGGAAAGGAUUUUUUUUGUUGAUUAAGUGCAUUUGAACAUAUCUUAUAACCUUACAGUUUUAUUUUCAUUCCAGCAGGGUACAGCUACUUCUGUGGUUACAGUUCAGACAAAUCCAAAACCAAAAAAGGUGAACACAUUGCCAAAGACCAGAGAAUCGUCAUCAAACAAUAAGCAGGGAUUAUUCGGUCUUGGUCAAGUAACAAGUUCUGCUGGUCCGGGACAAAUUCUUGGGGAUUAUGAAGUUAGUGGGGAGGGCAUGAGGGAGGCGAUAAAAAAUGGUGACACAGCUGCUGCUAAGAGACUUUUAAGUCAGGGAGUGGAUGCGAAUUAUCAUGACAAGCAAGGGUCAUCUUUGUUACAUCUGGCAGCUGUUUUUAAUAGAACCGAUAUAGCUUUUGCCCUCAUGGAAAGCGGAGCAAGUUUGCAUUACAAAAAUUCACAAGGUGAGACACCACUAGAUUGUGCCCCAGCCACAUUGCAGUACAAGAUGAAGAAGAAGAUGGAAGAGAAAGAGCAGUGUGGCUAAGUAAUCUGUGAUACAUCUUUCUUUCUUUUUCUUCCCUGAGGUACAUGAAAUGUCAUCUUUGAUCUCGAACGAUGGCAGAGCUUGGUCCUUCCCCUGUGGUUUCAAACUUUUAGUUACGUAUCGGUCUAUGUUCAUGCAAGAAAUGAAUGUGUUCUCAUUUGCUUAACCAUUUGUCUGAAAGUCCCAAUAGGUGGUUGUCCCUUUUCAACAAAAAUAAAUCAAGGGAACCACCCUGGUGUUAUGAAUGUAUAAUGUAUCCAUGUUCUUUAACAACCCGUUCACAUAUGGUUAACAUACGCUGUGAACUGUGCACCUUUUCCAAUUCACAUGUUUUUUUGCGGGUAGGUCGAACGGGUUGAUCUGAAUUUAUUGAGGAUAA
This is a messenger RNA of Cuscuta campestris, 1397 nucleotides long. NCBI's taxonomy places the organism in Eukaryota, Viridiplantae, Streptophyta, Magnoliopsida, Solanales, Convolvulaceae. The record is from the annotation of a GenBank genome assembly.